CUCUUGUCGUGCUGGCUUGCGUUCUGCUGUCAAGCAACGUCGCCACGCCGUCCCGCCUGCUCAUGGUCGUGUCGUUCGCGUACGCCUACGUGUCGACCGUGAUGCUGGCCGGAGGAAUCGUGUCUCCCUUCACGCAGACUCACCUACGACUCUCGCUCUACUUCCUCUUGUACCACAUAGUGGGCAGCGGAUUCUUCGUCCUCAGUGGCGGCUGGCUCCUGACAGACAUCAGGGGCGAAGUGUUCGCUGGAGUCGCUGGGGCAAUCGCUUUAGCUUGUGGGGUGGUCCACUUUCUGCACGGCUUCAUGGUCUUCGUCGCCGUCUUCAACCAGCCGGCCGCCAGCGCGACCCCUCGAGUUAGAAUCGUUCGCUAACGCGGCAACUAUUACACGGGCCACCGCG
Ixodes scapularis (black-legged tick) is the source of this 402-nucleotide messenger RNA. RefSeq lists its product as uncharacterized. NCBI's taxonomy places the organism in Eukaryota, Metazoa, Arthropoda, Arachnida, Ixodida, Ixodidae. The transcript is spliced from 3 exons. The coding region runs from base 63 to 374 and encodes 103 amino acids. The record is from RefSeq and is a predicted model, not a curated record.